AAAAUGGGCGCUUUAAUGUUGCAACUACCAGAACUGAAAUUUCCACUAAACCGCUGCGUUUUAGCCUCCAUUGCAGCUCAUUUACUUCAUUGCUGACGAAGAAUUCGGCAUCCCCAUAAAUUAGCAAACCUUAGUUAUAACAAUGAUUUUAGGUUCGAGUACUGGAGCGCACUUGCAGCUCAACUAUGUCCACUUUCAAACAAGGCAUGUUCCUGACAUAUUUGUGGGGAAACGGUCUUUAUCAAGAGUUAGGCCUCAUUCAAACAAAAAGAUUAGUUGUAAAUUUACCCCAUCGGAUGGAGUAAUCCAUACUCAUGAGGAUCAAGAAAAGAGUUGUCCUUUGGUUAAGAUGUGUGGGAUUACUACAGCCAGAGAUGCUGCAUUGGCAGCAGAAGCUGGUGCUAAUUUUAUUGGGAUGAUUCUUUGGCCGAAUUCAAAACGUUCCGUUUCACAUUCAGUAGCAAAGGAAAUUUCACAAGUUGCGAGAGCAAAUGGAGCAAAGCCUGUUGGGGUAUUUGUGGAUGAUGAUGCUGACACAAUAUUGAGAGCUGCAGAUGCUUGUGAUCUAGAAUUUCUGCAGCUUCAUGGCAGUGGUUCGCGUGAAGCUUUUCCAGAUUUAGUUCGUCAAAAGCCAAUAGUAUACGUUCUUCAUGCAGAUGCAGAUGGAGAGCUUCUGAAUAAAAUUUCUGAUGAAGAUUGUUCAAUGGUUGAUUGGAUUCUUGUGGAUAGUGCAACAGGUGGAAGCGGAAAAGGAUUUAACUGGGCACAGUUUAAGUUACCGCGAAUUACAAGCAAGAACGGGUGGAUUUUAGCAGGGGGGAUCAACCCUGACAAUGUUUACGAAGCCAUAUCAACCCUCAAACCUCAUGGUGUUGAUGUAAGUAGUGGCAUUUGUUGCGCAGACGGCAUCACAAAGGAUCAGUCGCGAAUAUCUUCGUUCAUGAGUGCAGCUCGUUCUUCGGGCUAUUGAUUAAUCACAGAGUAAUUGACAGAGAAUUGCCAGUUUGCAAACUUCAAAAAUGAUAUCUAGUAACUACUCUAUGUUUACUUCUAUUUUACUUCUCUCUCUUUUAGGGAAAAAAUGUGGAUUUAGGUGUAGCAUGAUCUUGUCCUAUGGCACAAAUCUGAGCAUUUGGGGCUAGUGAUAUGCUGAGAAAAAUAAUUUAUAUUUGAUUCAUUUAUUUACUUGAAGUUCAAUGAA
This is a messenger RNA of Mercurialis annua (annual mercury), 1201 nucleotides long. Its product is annotated as N-(5'-phosphoribosyl)anthranilate isomerase 1, chloroplastic-like. NCBI's taxonomy places the organism in Eukaryota, Viridiplantae, Streptophyta, Magnoliopsida, Malpighiales, Euphorbiaceae. Gene Ontology annotation, biological process: L-tryptophan biosynthetic process. Gene Ontology annotation, molecular function: phosphoribosylanthranilate isomerase activity. The record is from RefSeq and is a predicted model, not a curated record. The transcript is spliced from 5 exons. Bases 143 to 970 code for a protein of 275 amino acids.